This is a messenger RNA of Nymphalis io (European peacock), 1065 nucleotides long. RefSeq names its product testis-specific serine/threonine-protein kinase 1-like. The transcript has 4 exons. The coding region runs from base 1 to 1065 and encodes 354 amino acids. The record is from RefSeq and is a predicted model, not a curated record. Lineage: Eukaryota; Metazoa; Arthropoda; Insecta; Lepidoptera; Nymphalidae. Gene Ontology annotation, cellular component: cytoplasm. Gene Ontology annotation, biological process: intracellular signal transduction; protein phosphorylation; microtubule cytoskeleton organization. Gene Ontology annotation, molecular function: tau-protein kinase activity; protein serine/threonine kinase activity; ATP binding.
AUGAACGAUCUGAAAACUACUGUAUCUGAAGAAAAUACUUUAUCUGCUAAAGGAUACAAACUAAUUAAGUUCGUCGGCGAAGGAGCAUACGCUAAGGUGUAUUUGACUGAGUAUAUAGGAAAAGAAGAAAAUAGUAAAAUAACUCUUGCGUGUAAAAUUAUUGAAACAUUGAAAGCUCCGAAAGACUUCGUUGUUAAAUUCUUGCCGCGUGAAAUCGAUGUUCUUAUUCGUUUAAAUCAUCCACAUUUGAUUCAUGUGCAUAGUAUAUUUCAAAGAAAAACAAAGUAUUACAUUUUUAUGCGAUAUAGCGAAAAUGGUGAUCUUCUUGGGUAUAUUUUAAAAAACGGUUGUGUUUCGGAAAACCAGUCGCGAGUGUGGCUUCGGCAGCUGGCUUUGGGUUUACAGUACCUCCACGAAUUGGAAAUCAGUCAUCGAGACAUCAAAUGUGAGAACGUUUUGUUAACUGCUAACUUUAACGUAAAACUAUCUGAUUAUGGAUUUUCAAGGUUUUGCGUAGACGAAGAAGACCAACCAAUAUUGAGCGAGACAUAUUGCGGUUCGAUGUCCUACGCGGCACCAGAGAUACUACGAGGCAAGCCGUAUUUGCCUAAGCCAACAGAUUUAUGGUCUUUAGGAGUUGUGUUAUUUGUGAUGUUAAAUAAAUCGAUGCCCUUCGACGACACACGUAUGCGAAAACUUUACGAGCAGCAGAUGGGAAAAAAGUAUAGAUUCAGAUCACGCGUUGCAAGUGUGCUCUCUUUGGAGUGUAAGGCUGUAGUGAAGCAUUUGCUUGAACCAGAUCCGGGAUUGAGACAUUCGGCGAACCAAAUUCUGAACUCGGAUUGGAUUGCUAUGGACAGUAGACUUACUACUCUAAACGCAAUUGAAACAGCCGCUCUUCAAAAAGCUAAAGAGGAAAGACAGAGAUUAACAGAUAUUCAUAAAAAUCCACCGAAAAGGCAAGGCGAUAUUUUGGAACGAAAAAAUAGGGAGUCCACAAACAGGGCCAGUGAAAUGAUAAAAUCUCUUGCUAAUUUAUCGGGAAGGCAAAAGAAAGCGGAAUAA